Molecule: messenger RNA, 2577 nt
Organism: Penicillium argentinense
Lineage: Eukaryota; Fungi; Ascomycota; Eurotiomycetes; Eurotiales; Aspergillaceae
Gene: las21
Product: mannose-ethanolamine phosphotransferase LAS21
Exons: 7
Coding region: 1-2577 (858 amino acids)
Biological process (GO): GPI anchor biosynthetic process
Cellular component (GO): endoplasmic reticulum membrane
Source: RefSeq, a predicted model, not a curated record
AUGACAGUACUUCGAUCCAACUGGGCAGUUGUCCUCGCCAAUAUCUUGGUACCAUUGGGUAUCCUGGUCUUCUCCUCUGGCUUCUUCCCCUAUAAACCGCUGCUACCCGGUUUGGCGACUUUUGAUGAGGUUGGCCAAGAUGCCACUCCGGCAAUUUUCGAUAAGGUUGUUUUCAUGGUAGUCGAUGCACUUCGCAGUGAUUUUGUCUAUUCGGAUGAGUCUGGGUUCUCCUUCACGCAAAGUCUGAUACGAUCCGGGGCUGCUGUGCCUUUCACUGCCCAUGCUAGCUCGCCAACUGUUACAAUGCCUCGCUUGAAGGCAAUGACCACGGGUUCGGUGCCUUCGUUCCUUGAUGUGAUUCUCAACAUUGCCGAGUCAGAUACCACCUCGACUCUUGCAUAUCAAGAUACAUGGCUGGCGCAGUUGAGGGCCAGAGGAGACCGCCUCGUCAUGUACGGCGAUGAUACGUGGCUCAAACUCUUCCCCGGCAUGUUCGACCGCGCCGAUGGAACAACGAGCUUUUUUGUAUCGGACUUUUUCGAAGUGGAUAACAAUGUGACGCGUCACAUCCCCGACGAGCUUGCUCAGAGCGACUGGUCAGCCUUGAUCAUGCAUUACCUAGGCCUAGAUCAUAUCGGGCACAAGGCAGGACCAAGAAGUCCCUUCAUGCUUUUCAAACAGCGAGAAAUGGAUGAUGUGGUGAACACCAUCUACACUGCCAUUCAACAGCAGGAACAUCUCCAAUCAACUCUUUUCGUUCUAUGUGGGGAUCAUGGCAUGAACGAAGCUGGUAAUCACGGAGGUUCGUCUGCCGGCGAAACAUCACCGGCACUUCUUUUCAUGUCGCCAAAAUUUGAGAUUCUAGGUAAUCGGGCAGAAAGUCCUAUCAAAACCCCCGAGGACCUUCGAUUUUAUCAAACCGUCGAGCAAGCAGACAUUACAGCAACACUGGCAGGCUUACUGGGAUUGCCAAUCCCCAUGAACAGUCUGGGCGUUUUCAUUCCAGUCUUUUUGGAUAUGUGGGAGACCGGGACCCAGAAGCUCCAGCUUCUAUCUCGGAAUGCCCAACAAUUGCUGAAUAUCGUCAAAUCUACAUUUCCCGAUGCCACAUUCGAUCCACAGACUUCAUCGUGUUGUGAACUAGACACGCUUUCCGGGAUCGAAGGGGCGCAGUGUGCCUGGUCACGAGCUCAUCGACUCUCUUCUCUUGAGAAACUGACCGAAGAUGUGUUCUCGGAUGCUGGGCCAGCCUUGCUUCGGUUUUCUCGUAUCGCACAAGAAGUAAUGAGUAACACUGCCAGCAAUUACGACUUGAGCCGGCUCUGUUUCGGCCUACUGGCCCUAGCUGUUGCUGUAAUCCUGCUUCUGCCAACUAUCUACCAGGAAAUCUCCCAGGCUGUCUCUGCGGGUGUGUUUUUGACCUUCAUGGUCAUUGGCUACGGAUGUAUGAUGUUUGCAAGCAGCUACGUCGAGGAAGAGCAACAGUUUUGGUAUUGGAUUUGUUCGGGAUGGAUAGUCUAUCUCCAUGUGAGAUCAAAAUCGUCCAGGCCCCGCUCGCAUGGAAAGACUGGACUUUUCUCUUUCUGCAUCACAAUGCUAGCGACACUAGGGCUUAUUAUUUCCCAGCGAAUUUUAAGACGCUGGAACCAGACGGGACAAAAGUUCACAGCCGAGCCGGAUAUCGCUCGAGCCUUUUUCGCUGAGCAUCCCGUUGUUCUGUGGGGAUUGAUAAUUGUGACCUACAUGGACUCCGGCUUCCAUCUGUUCUUGAACCUGCCAUCUGCAGCUCUCUCAUGGCUCGUGUCUUUGGUUCUGCCCACUCUGGCUUUUAUUUUCAAGCUGAAUUUCGUGGCGAAUGAUUCUCCGGAGCUUCUUGCUAAUUCCUUUUUGGCAAAGGUCGUGGAAACCUGGCCUGAUGACCUAUCUUUGGUUUUUCAGGCAAGAUUGGUUUUUGGUGGACUAGCUUGCUGUAGCCUUCUGGCGGUUCUUUGCAAGAAACAUACGCAGCACACACAAACUUCCAAUACCUAUCUCCAUGAAGUGGUCCAUCUCUUCUUGAUGACCCAAUCCAGAGCCACGAAUGUUCCGCUCUUCCUCAUAUUCCGGCUACAGGCCACACUUUUUUCAUCGUUGGAUCUCACUGGAAUCGAGGUGACGGUAACCACGCUCAUCCAGCAGUAUAUGACCUUUUUCGCCUUUGGCGGGUCCAAUGCGAUCUCCUCGGUCGACCUGUCAAGUGCUUAUAACGGCAUCGGCAGCUACAGCGUCGCCUUGGUUGGUGUUCUAACUUUCGUCAGCAACUGGGCUGGUCCAAUUUGGUGGAUUUCAAUGAGUCACCUUCUGCGUCCGCGCGUGACUUCUAAGGAUAAUCAUGACUCGGCAGCGCUUUUGACCUUCCAUGUUGCCACCUCAUUAGUCUCGGUCAUGGCGGCUUGUACAGCCCUGAGAACACACCUUUUCAUCUGGACCGUAUUCUCGCCGAAAUAUCUUUAUAGCAUGGCAUGGGCGACGGCAAAUCAUGUUAUUGUGAAUCUGCUAGGAGGAAUUGGUUUCGCAAGUCUCUGGUCACGGAAAUAG